CUGGUAGUUUUUAAAAAUAUAAUUGUUUACACAGUUUGACGUUUCAACCUUAUGUUAUUUUGUGUUCCGUAAAGGAAGACCAGUGCGGUUUUUGGCAUCACGUAUGAAUAAUUAUUAUUCGUUCAUAUUAGAUUUCUGUGCGGAGCAUCAGACGAGCUUAAGGUUAGCUUAGCUCGUUAGCAUCAGCCUUCAGUCAUCUGUAGGGAACACAGUAAUCACUGUCAGUAAAGUAUGUUGUUUCUGGAGGAGUUAAAGGGGAGGAACUGUGCUGCUGUGAUUUUGGAAUAAAUCAUUAGGAGGAAACAAAUCGACAGAUGGAGGAACACAGUGAGGAGAUUGACUCCCAUGAUGUCAAGCAGGUCAAAGAGGAGCUGCAAGUUCAAAGGCAGAAUGAGAGUCCCGGACUGCAGCAGCAGGACCAGAGGCCCCCACAGAUUAAAGAAGAAGAGGAGGAUGCUGAGAUCAUGCAGUUUAUAUUUGAUCCUGCGUUUAUAAAGAGCGAAGAUGAUGAAGAGAAAGCUCUGCUCGCCGAGCUUCAUCACAGUGCUGAGCAGAACAGAGACGAUGAAGGACCAGAACCAGAUGAGUGUUCAGAAACCGAAAAGGAAGACAAAACCUCAGACUCCUCACAAACAGACGUCAGUGAUGGAAACUGGGAGGAGAGCAGCGAAUCUGGUUCAGACUCUGUGAGAAAUACAUUUCCUGCUGAUGAUGGAACUUGUGAGAGAAAAGAAAAAGUCCACAUCUGUGGUGAGUGUGGUAAAGUAUUUAAACGCAGAUCGUGUUUGGUACGACACAACAUAAUCCACUCAGGAGAGAAACCGUUCAGCUGCUCCAUCUGUAGCAAAGCUUUCACCUGGAAGCGAGGCUUAGUGAUACACAUGAGAACGCACAGUGGAGAGAAACCUUUCAGUUGCUCACUGUGUGGUCAGAGUUUCUCAAGGAAGGAGUCUGUCACGUCUCACAUGAGAUGUCACUCAAGUGAAAAACCUUUCAGCUGCUCCGUGUGUGGGAAAAAGUUUAACAGGAAGGAAAAUGUUAUUCGUCACAUGAGGUGCCACACUGAAGAAAAACCAUUCAGCUGCUCCGUCUGUGGACAAAAGUUUGGAAGGAAGGAGAGUUUAAGCUAUCACAUGACGCACCACACUACAGAGAAACCCUACAGCUGCUCCGUUUGUAACAAAGCUUUCACUCUGAAAGUAACUUUAAUGGAACAUACAAGGUUCCACACAGAGGACAGACCAUUCAGCUGUUCUGUCUGCAAAACCGCCUUUAAAAGAAAAGCCUAUUUGACAGAACACAAAAAAAUCCACACGGGAGAGAAGCCUUUCAGCUGUUCUGUUUGCGGCCGAAGCUUCCGACAGUCCAACAGCCUGAAGCGUCACAUGAAAAGUCACACAGAGGAAAAACCGUUCAGCUGCUCUGUCUGUCAGGCGACUUUCAAAUGGAAAAGUGCUUGUGUAAAACAUGUGAAAAACCACACUGGUGAAUAACUAGUAAAGUAAAGAUGCUGCAGCUUUUUCUUAUUAUUGGGUUAUUGGGUUUUCAUUUAACCAACACAAACUAGUCUAUAAUUGCAGGAAGGACGGUGAGACCUUUGCUAUAUUAUUUAAUCACUAUCACUUAAUUGCAGUUGAAUUCACAGUGGGCAGCAUGAUCAGUUCUUAGGUUUUGGGAGGAAUUGGUAUUUUGACAAAAGGCCAGGAAGUGGGUCAGAAAUGACAUGAGGAUGGAUCGAGCUAAAUACUGGCCAAACCUGUGUCGGGACAUUUAUCCAUUCUUUAAGCUAGAAUAUUGCUCAAAUAAAUAUUUAUAUCCUGUAUAGCACUUCUGGAUAAAUGUGAACUACAUUUCAUUGCUUUGUACUUGAAACAAUAAAAUUACAAAGUUGAAUUCUAUUCUAAGUGAAUUGAAUUUGGUAACUCAAUUACCAUGGUGAAACAAUAAAGUUUAAUUAUAGACUGUUUAAUUCUUAAUUUGGAUAUUUUUCAGCUUUCAGUUCAUGAGAAAACAACAUUUAAAAUUACAUUACAUCAAAACAAUUAAAACACAUUUAAAACAGAAAUGUGGAUUUCCUGAAAAGUAUGUUUUAUACUUGGUUAAAUGAUUGUAACUCGGCCCAGAAGUAUGAGGUUAUGGAUUUAUUAAAAACAUGGGAUCAGUUGUCAGUGUCCCAGUCAUAAUUCAGACGUUUGAGAAUCUGCUGAAAGUUAAAUAUUGACACUAUGAGAAAUUGUGUAUUUGUAAUCCAAUAUAUUUGUACAUUAUAAAAUAAUAAAAACUUGGAUUAUUUGGUUCGAAAUAGAAAAAAUGAACAUUUCUGGGGUGUGAAUACUUUUGCAAAGAAUCUCUGUGGAAACUGUAUAACAUCACUGUUACUGGGUUUAAGUUUUUUGACU
Molecule: messenger RNA, 2399 nt
Organism: Cyprinodon variegatus (sheepshead minnow)
Lineage: Eukaryota; Metazoa; Chordata; Actinopteri; Cyprinodontiformes; Cyprinodontidae
Product: gastrula zinc finger protein XlCGF8.2DB-like
Exons: 2
Coding region: 315-1493 (392 amino acids)
Source: RefSeq, a predicted model, not a curated record